AUGUUCGCGUGGCAUCCCAAUGAUUGCAUACUAGAACAGCAGGUUGCACCUGUUCUGUGCUUGUCUAAUAGUGCGCUUCACCACAGUACUGCGCUUGCGCAUAUUAGUUGUGCGCUGAGUUUACACGUGUUGUCAACGUCAUGGGAUCUCUGUAUUACAUCGUUGUACGAACCUCUCAAUUUAACAACAAUUCAUGGUUGUGGUUUUACGUAA
Messenger RNA from Cercopithifilaria johnstoni, 213 nucleotides. The record is from the annotation of a GenBank genome assembly. Lineage: Eukaryota; Metazoa; Nematoda; Chromadorea; Rhabditida; Onchocercidae.